AUCCGCAUACAUUUCUGUAGUCAUGCUCUCUUCUGAUGCCAUCCAGCCACGUAUUCUUCGUUCUGGACCACUUACUAUUCAAAAGGUUUCUCAAGUAAGAUGGGCUCCAGCUACUUUGGAACGAAUGGGUCGCUCGGUUUUUGCUACUGCUACGUUUGAUUGCUCAUCUCCCUGUAUUUCAAUGUGGUCAUUCGAUCCACUAUCCAAUUCAGACACAAAUGAUGCAAUCGCUUCCGUUACAUCCAAUAGCAACGUAUCUGUAUCUACUAGCAAUGAAGCAACAAUCCAUCAACUUUCAUCUACUGAUAUUUCAUCCAGAUCUGGAAUCACUGGUAUCGAAUUUACUCAAAAUGGAUCCAUGUUGGUCACUUCAACCGAGGAUGGAUAUCUGCAUAUAUUCCGAAUAGAUAGUCGGGAUGAAUUCAAGCUAAUCCCAAUGUCUGAAACUCAAGCACAUACAAGACAUGCAAGUUACUUGGCUGGAUGCACUGCUUUGGAUAUAUCUCGUUCUGGUGGUGAUCAUUGUCAGAUUGCAUCUGUUGGAUCCGAUGGACAGGUUGUAUUCAGCACAAUCGAUGGUCGUAUUCAGCAUACAAUUGCUAAAGUGGAUAGUCAGACAUUGACUAAUGUACAAUGGCGAACACCAUUUCAAGUGGUAACGACAAGUUUGUCUGGGCGUAUUUGUUUGAUAGAUCAGCGAGCAGAUAAACCUGCAUUGGUGUUUGCAGAUCACGGAGCUGUAUUACAAUCGCACCAUAGUUUGGCUGUUCAUCCAACUCAAUCUGAAAUGCUUGUAACCGGUACUGAAAGUGGAAUUGUACAACUGUGGGACUUGCGAAAUGUUUCAUCACCAGAAUCUUCAGAUACCAAAAACCACAAAUCGAUUGUAUGGGAUCUUCAAAUUUCAAGUAAUGAUAUAGGCAAAGUUUGGAGCUGUUCAGAGGACGGAUCGAUCUGUGCAUGGACAAGUAUGGCUAGUAGAGAUCUUGCUCAAAAAGGGAUUGGUCAUACUGGUUUUGCCAUUGGAUUUUCAGGAGAAGAAUCGGUAAAAUAUCGAUCCAACACCAUUCGAUUGGGAUUGAAUUCACUGUCAGUGCACAGUCAAACAGGAGCAAUUGUUUCAGCAGGAGAUGCAGGAAAUAUUGUUUACUGGUCACCUUGAUACUCUUGUAUGCUGUGUUCGAUUUACAACCAUUUUUACGUAAAACGGGAUACCAUUCAUCUUGCAGUGACUGCGUCUGAAAUCAACAAUAAAUAUUCGUUGUUUUUCUAUUGAACAUUAAU
Molecule: messenger RNA, 1284 nt
Organism: Batrachochytrium dendrobatidis JAM81
Lineage: Eukaryota; Fungi; Chytridiomycota; Chytridiomycetes; Rhizophydiales
Exons: 6
Coding region: 23-1162 (379 amino acids)
Cellular component (GO): nuclear pore outer ring
Molecular function (GO): protein binding
Source: RefSeq, a predicted model, not a curated record